UUUAAGAACCUCCUACAUGGUAUGUACUUGCAAUUUGUAAACACAGCAUGUCAAAGAAUGAUUUGAUUCAGUAGUGAGGCAGCCAGAUAUUUGCAUGUCAUGAGGUCUAAGGGAAACAAACUGACCCUCAGCCUUCCCCCACCCCUGCAAAUUCUGAUGGGACCCUCAAAUAGCUCUGGCAAAGUGUUCUGUUUCUUUUGGACUUGAUGAAUGCUUGUUUCUGUGAAGACGUGUAAUUAUUUCUUCCUUUAUUUUGCUGUGCAAGUUACCAAGAGAAGCAGCUUAAACUAAAUAUUUGCCAGUAGUCAGAAAGGAAUGAGCUCCAUAAUGACACAGGAGAAAACUCUGGCUGUACCAGACUAUGUGAAAACCUGUAAAAAAUAGCACGUGGAGGGCCCCAGCAGGAUGACCAGCAGCCACACAGACUGUCAUUUCUGCCUGCAGUCUCUCCGUGGCAGGAAAUAUGCACUGAGAGAAGAAAAUGCUUACUGUGUUCCGUGCUAUGACAGCCUGUACGCCAACCCCUGCGAAGAGUGCAAGCAACCCAUUGAGUGCAACUCCAAGGAUCUGGCCUACAAAGGCCGCCACUGGCAUGAGGGGUGCUUCAGGUGUGCCAAGUGCAGUCGCUCACUUGUGGAGAAACCAUUUGCUGCCAAGGACGAGGUCUUGCUGUGUACUGAGUGCUACUCUGAUGAGUACUCAUCCAAGUGCUUUCACUGCCAGAAGACCAUUAUGCCUGGGUCACGUAAAAUGGAAUUCAAGGGAAGUUCCUGGCAUGAAUCCUGUUUUGUGUGCCAGUAUUGUCGGCAACCAUUGGGAACAAAACCAUUAAUCACCAAAGACAAUGAGAAUUACUGUGUGCCCUGUUUUGAGAAGCAAUUUGCUCACCAUUGCUACGCUUGCAAAAAGGUUAUAACUUCUGGAGGAGUGACCUAUGAUGACCAGCCUUGGCAUAAAGAAUGCUUUGUGUGUGCUGUGUGUAAAACUCAGCUGUCUAGCCAAAGAUUCAUUUCCAAAGAUGAGUACCCAUACUGUGUAGACUGUUUCAGCAAAUUUUGUGCCAAGAAGUGUGCUGCUUGCAAGAAACCUAUUACAGCUCUCGGAGGUGCCAAAUACAUCUCAUUUGAGGAGCGUCAGUGGCACGGGGAAUGCUUUACCUGCUCCAAAUGCUCUGUCUCCCUGGUGGGCCAGGAGUUCCUCACUCAGCAGGGUGACAUCCUUUGCCACAAAUGUGGCUCUGCUUCGUAGUCCUGUGGAAAGAUGUACAACUGCAUUAUUCUCACUCUGUAGCAGUGUAGUUCAUUGGUCUGCUGUAAGAAAACCAGAUCAAAGUUACUACAGUUAUUCAGUCAUUCAAGUAACUUUCCAACAGCAGUUUAACUUUGUCAUAGUUCUCAACUCCUUAUAAACAAAAAUUAAACAACUGCCCCAUAAACUGCCCCAUGGUCAAUAAAAUGAUGCAGAAAAGAUUUGUAUGUAUUUUAAGCCUAUCUCCAGUAUGUUUUGCUUGUAACACACUGCACUCUGCUGUUAGAAGCUUAAAAAUUUGUCUUUUAUCAUGUCUAAACCAAGGGGGACUGUGAAAAUCUGCUUGGUAUAUGAAUAAUGAUGAGUCAUUAGUACUGAUUCACAAAUGCAGAUCUUGGCAUGGGUAGCUGGGCACAAGCAUUUUUGUAUUGGAUCAUAACAUUGAAGAGAACACCUUGUAAGUAUUAUAUUCUUCCAUACUUUGUGCAAAAAAGAUGCUGACAAAGCAGGCAGAAAUUGUGAGUAGGAGAUGUUUUCACACUGAGAACCAUAGAGUCAGAGAGGCCCAUUCCAAGGGCCCAGCCAAUGGAAAAAAAAGUAAUUUUCCUUCCCUUACUGGGAUUACUUCCUAAAGAAGUCGCCCAGAACACUACAGCACAGGUCCUUUCCCAAAAGUGAGUCACUGUACUUAAUUUUUUAGGCAUAGAUGCUCUAGGUCAUAAAUAAACCCAUAUUUUCAGAUACUGCUAGAGGUAAGGAUUGCCUGAGAUUGAAUAGUGCUGAUGUACACUUUCCCAUAACUAAUAUGUCUUAAGACUCUGUUUCCACUGUCUUUGCUAUACCUUCAAAUACAGGCCUAAAAUAUGCUUUUUUAUUAGUCGACACAAGAACCAACUCACACUGGUCCCUUUAGCCUUGUGCUUUCCUUCAUUCAAAACUGCUUUGCCAGCAAUUGAAGCCUUGUUAAGGGUUAAGCUUAUCUCUUUGAUUCACAGUUCAUUCCUCUACUUGUAAAUUCCUGCAUGUGGACAGCAGGCUAUAAACUCUCCAGAGCCAAUUCCUGAUUCGUUUCACCAUUAGCCACAUGUGUUUUUUAACAGUAUGUCAAGAAUUAGCAAUUGUCACCACCAGCCAGGCAGCUCUUGCUUGCAGUACAGGGCCUUAGCAAGCAGAUAUAAAGGCUGGUUACCCAAAAACUGAGUUCCAUCACUCAGAUGUCUACUAUUAGAGGUCAUCUAGAGCUGAGUUACACACAUCUAUCUUCUUCCUUCUUUCACAGUGUGUGUUACAGUGGCCUGGUUUGUGUACUGGGCCAUUGGAUGGAGCAGUGAUGUCAGGAAUGGCAGGUUCUGCAUUGUCCAGCAGAGUUUGGGACUCAUCUCCUGUGUCUUUAAGUCAUCCUGUCAUCCUUCUUCAGACUCUGACCUUGAAUGCAUAGAGUUAUUUGGCUGACUUGAGUGGCCUUUAUUCAUAUUGAUGACAGCCAUUACUUUAGGCAGAAAAGUGAAAAAACAAAGAUUAUGUGUGCAUGGCUAAACCAGGGCUAAAGUGCAGUGGCAUAAAAUCAAUAUGAAUAAUGACUGACCAAUGAGUACAUAGCAGUCUGUCAAUAAAAUAUUGAACUUUUGCUCUAUGUGGUGUUAAUUUUUGGUUUUCAUUUUCUUCUUUCAUGGCAGCUUUUGUUGCACUCUUGAGUUUGAUUAGUUUAUGUUUUUCAUCUUAUCCCAGCUGCUUCCUUUUCUAUUUACACAUCUCCCAUGGCUGACACAGGUUCUUGGUAAGGCUUAGAUUCCCAUAAAUAGAAAUAUGUUUCAUUGC
Ficedula albicollis (Collared flycatcher) is the source of this 3066-nucleotide messenger RNA. RefSeq names its product four and a half LIM domains 5 (gene FHL5). Lineage: Eukaryota; Metazoa; Chordata; Aves; Passeriformes; Muscicapidae. The record is from RefSeq and is a predicted model, not a curated record. Gene Ontology annotation, cellular component: Z disc; nucleus. The coding region runs from base 406 to 1248 and encodes 280 amino acids. Gene Ontology annotation, biological process: positive regulation of transcription by RNA polymerase II. Gene Ontology annotation, molecular function: transcription coactivator activity. The transcript is spliced from 7 exons.